This is a messenger RNA of Aedes aegypti (yellow fever mosquito), 1407 nucleotides long. RefSeq lists its product as uncharacterized. The transcript is spliced from 2 exons. The record is from RefSeq and is a predicted model, not a curated record. Gene Ontology annotation, cellular component: mitochondrion. The coding region runs from base 320 to 1180 and encodes 286 amino acids. Lineage: Eukaryota; Metazoa; Arthropoda; Insecta; Diptera; Culicidae.
GUUUGUCAACAAAACGUGCAGUGCGUUGCGUUGAAACAAACGCUUGCCGAAUCGCAUCGAAUCGAACCGUAAACAGCUUCGAGAGGCUUUCUUAUCCUCCUCCUCCGUGCAACCAAAAAAACCGGUCUGAUUACAAAACCACAUCGUGUUUAGUUGAUAGUGUUUCGUACAAGUGGUGUUCUGUACAGAUAAGACUCCGGGUGUUCUUCCAGAAAAAGGUUCUCGCGGGAAUGUGUCUUUGAUAGAAAGCGCGAUUCGGAGAAAGUUUGUCCCAGGUUUCGUACUGCUUGGAAAGAAGCACAAAGUAUUACGAAAUACAAUGUCGUCACUGGUGAUCGGUUUAUCGCGGUUGACGACGCUAGCAGUGAGAUCCCCUGCAAACAGGUUUGUGUCGCAUCUUCACCUCAGGAAUGUGGCCAUUAGCUCCAGUGGAUGGCACAGUUGGAGUGGGCAGCGACCAAGAAUCGACGACAAUGGAAGUAGGCAUGGGCAGGAGUAUUCCGUGGCAUCGAGGUUUCAACAGCACCAAAGUGUGAGGCACUUCUACAGGGAUGUUCCACAAGAACAGACACCGGACAAGAAGAAUAAGGGAGAACCCCAAGACCCUACAGAUAGUAGCAGUAAGGCAUCACCCGUCGAUGGCAGCAGUGGCACAAUGCAACAAGAGGAACCGGCCAAGCUUGGCCUAUUUGCACGCUUCAAGAAGAUGGGCAAGGAGUACUGGUACGUGUUGGUUCCGGUCCAUUGCGUGACGUCGGUGUUCUGGUUGGGUGGGUUCUACUAUGCGUCCAAGAGCGGUGUGGACGUGAUUGCCCUCCUCGAAUCGAUGGGCGUCUCGCAGAAGCUGAUCGAUCCGGUGCGGGAUUCCAGCCUGGGGCACAUUGCGGUCGCGUAUCUGCUGUACAAGAUUGCAACGCCGGCGCGGUACACCGUCACGUUGGGUGGUACCACCCUUUCCAUCAAAUACCUCGUCCAGUGGGGCUACAUCAAGCCGAUGCCCUCGAAGGCCAAGCUGGUCCAGAUGUACAAGGACCGGAAGGAGAACCUCCAGGAGCGCAUCGCCGAGAAGAAGCAAGACUUCCACGACCGCAAACAGCAGCUGGCCGACGCGGGCAAAAAGAACCUCCAGGACACGAUGAAGACGAUCAAACCGAAGAAGGACGUCCCGGAGCCCAAGUAGCGGCGGGCCAGAGCGGAUUCAGACCGGCUUCGGGACACCUGUUAGGAUGUGUUCACACAUCCUUCGCCGUGCAUUAAUCGUAACUACGUACUGUAUAAAAAGAUUUGUGUAAAAGUCGUACCACGUGCUAAUACAAAGUGCUACCCUAGUGUUUUCUAUUCUUGAGAUUGUUAAUCAUGCUUCGUUUAAAAUUUAUUUUUGACCAAAAAAUAAAUAUUUAAAAGAGA